AUCGAAAACCUAGACCAAGCAGUUCCAGCCCAGCCCUACAACAAAUGGAAAGCCGAAACGAAAGAUGCCGGGGGGUCCGCUGAAGGGUCCUGCAUCUGCAUCAUUUGCCUGGAGACGUUGCAGGACAGGGACAUAGUCCGUCACUUACCGUGCGACCACAUCUUCCAUUCAAAUUGCAUCACGAAGUGGUUCCUGAAACAGCACGACACCUGUCCGGUUUGCAAACUUUGCUACAUA
This is a messenger RNA of Ilyonectria robusta, 237 nucleotides long. RefSeq lists its product as uncharacterized. The record is from RefSeq and is a predicted model, not a curated record. Lineage: Eukaryota; Fungi; Ascomycota; Sordariomycetes; Hypocreales; Nectriaceae. The transcript is spliced from 2 exons. Gene Ontology annotation, molecular function: ubiquitin protein ligase activity. Gene Ontology annotation, biological process: ubiquitin-dependent protein catabolic process. The annotation marks the transcript as partial.